AUGUUUAGAUGCCCCAAAGCUUGGUUUCGGAAACUAUCCGGCUUCGAUUUACAUGACAACAAUCUACGUCAUACAAGUGUAGCAACUUCGGUAACACUGUCCGUAUUACCUCCAUUUUUUCCUUCUUCGAGGACAAACUAUGUGCCUGGACGAUACUCGCUUCGAAGAUUCCGCUUCCCUGUGUCACUGCGUCUACCACUCGACAAAGAGAAUUCGUGCAGAUCUCGUCUAUGACCCAACAUUGGCUGGCGGUUGCAAGCUCCUCUUCAGGAAAGCUCUCUGUUGCCUUGUAAUACAGCUCUGCUUGUUCCAGGCCUGUUAGUAGUUCCUUUUCGCGCGUCAUCUUGGCCACCAUGCGCUCUCUCAUCAGAGCUUCUACCGCAUCCUCAGCUAAUGAUAUGUACUGCGACUGUAUGUUGCUAUAAAUAUCUUCCAUGAGACAGGAGAGCAUGUCA
This is a messenger RNA of Chondrus crispus (carragheen), 455 nucleotides long. RefSeq lists its product as hypothetical. The transcript is spliced from 3 exons. The record is from RefSeq and is a predicted model, not a curated record. NCBI's taxonomy places the organism in Eukaryota, Rhodophyta, Florideophyceae, Gigartinales, Gigartinaceae. The coding region runs from base 1 to 234 and encodes 77 amino acids.